AUGUCAGAACCCAUCACGCUCAAUGUUGGAGGAAAACUCUAUACCACCUCUCUGUCUACCCUGACUAGUUUCCCAGACUCCAUGCUGGGGGCCAUGUUUAGUGGGAAGAUCCCAACCAAGAAGGACAGCCAAGGCAACUGCUUUAUCGACAGAGAUGGCAAAAUCUUCCGCUAUAUCCUGAACUUCUUACGAACUUCUCACUUGGACCUCCCUGAAGACUUUCAGGAAAUGGGCUUACUUCGACGGGAGGUAGAUUUUUAUCAAAUUCAGCCACUGAUUGAGGCCUUGCAGGAGAAGGAGGUGGAGCUUUCUAAAGCUGAGAAAAAUGCCAUGCUCAACAUCACCCUCGAUCAGAAGACCCAGACUGUUCACUUCACCGUCCGAGAAGCACCCCAGAUCUACAGCCUGUCUUCCUCCAACAUGGAAGUGUUCAGUGCUCAUAUCUUCUCUACAUCAUGCCUGUUCCUGAAGCUUCUCGGUUCCAAACUUUACUAUUACUUCAACGGAAACCUCUCUUCAAUAUCCAGCUACCUGCAGGACCCCAACCAUUUGACCUUGGAUUGGGUUGCAAGUGUGGAAGGCCUUCCUGAAGAGGAGUACACCAGGCAGAACUUAAAGAGACUUUGGGUGGUGCCAGACAAUAAGCAAAUCAAUAGUUUCCAGGUGUUUGUGGAAGAAGUGCUAAAAAUAGCCAUGAGUGAUGGUUUCUGCAUAGAUUCUUCUCACCCACAUACUUCAGAUUUCAUGAAUAAUAAGAUUAUUCGCCUAAUUCGGUACAAGUAG
Tauraco erythrolophus (red-crested turaco) is the source of this 783-nucleotide messenger RNA. It is a transcript of the gene KCTD21, whose product is annotated as potassium channel tetramerization domain containing 21. Gene Ontology annotation, biological process: ubiquitin-dependent protein catabolic process; protein homooligomerization. Gene Ontology annotation, molecular function: histone deacetylase binding; cullin family protein binding. The record is from RefSeq and is a predicted model, not a curated record. NCBI's taxonomy places the organism in Eukaryota, Metazoa, Chordata, Aves, Musophagiformes, Musophagidae.